AUGACCAUUGUUUCGACGAUUAUUAGUGAGACGAUCAAAAUGGCUGAUCCAGCGUCAAAUACGGAUUUGGAGGACGGAGAAAUCGAGAGCGAAGGAGAGACAACUGAAAAUGUAAAUGAAGAAGAAAAGAAGGUUGACGCCGUUCCCACAAAAGAAGAGGAGGAAGCUAAAGACGACAAUGAUUCACAAAACUUUUAUUAUUCUAAAUCAGGUAAGAAGAAAAAGUCGAAGUCUAGUAAGGGUGAACAAAAGUAUAAAGAAAAAAGUAAAAAAUCACGUAAAAACGUCAACCCAAUGGAAGACGAUUUUGCUGGAAAUAUUGAGAAAGCUAUUCGAAAGGCGAUGAAUAAAAAUGAAGAGAGCGAUGGCCACGAAGAUGACCUGGAGGAACGACGCAAGCACAAGAAACGAAAGAAAUACGAAAACAAGGAUGGGCCAAGUAAAAAACGUAAAAAGCAAGAGUAUUCUGAUGAAAUGGACGAAAGUGAAAUGAUGUGCGUUCGUGGUGCAUCACCAGUACACAAACAAUCACAAGAUGAUGGUUUUCAGGAGGAUGAGCAAGAUUCCUAUGAAUCUGAUAGUAGUCACGAUUCCAGAGAUCAUCAUCAGCGUAGGCACCGAAAUCAGCAACGAGAUAGAACAAAAAACAAAAAUGAACGCAGGAGAGGAGGAGUUGGAGGAAACCAUAAUAACACACAGGAGUCCGAUGGUGUAUGCUCUUACUUUAUGCAAGGAAAAUGCCACAAAGGUGACGAUUGUAUUUAUUCUCACGAUGCUCAACCUCCUCGGAAAAUGGAGCUCUGUAAGUUUUAUUUGAUGGACUGUUGUGCGAAAAGGGAUAAAUGUUUAUAUAUGCAUGCUGAUUUUCCAUGCAAAUAUUACCAUACAGGUCUUCCGUGUCUAUAUAAAGACGACUGUAAAUUUGCACAUGGCAAACCAUUAAACGAUAAUUUAAAAAGUAUAUUGCUUAAGCAUAUUGAAUCGGCACCGAAAGAAAUUUUGGGUGAUUUCCCAAGAUUAAAUCGUGAUGAUGCAAUGAAAAUGAUUCAAACGACACAGUUGAAACUUAAGCAACAGUAUCCCGAAGAUUCUGAGAGUCAAGAUAAGACUAUACCAUCGCUAUUUGAAAUUAAUAUCCCUAACCCACAAAACAAUCCCGACAUCAACAAUUGUAUUAAUAGUUUUAAUAACGAGAGACCAAAUAGAAUAUCACCGAAAGUUCGACAGUCGCGAUGGCAAAACGAUAAUAAUAGUAAUCAAAAUCUAUCACCAAGUCAUAACACUACCGUUUCUAGCGUCUUAAGUAUAAAAAAUUUAACUGGCGUCUUAACGCCUCGACAAAUAUCGGACCUCACAAAAUUAGGCAUUGACAAUUUAGAUCAGUUGGGACAACUUACAGUAUUGCAGCUAAAUAGUAUCGGUAUAUCUCUAAAACAAAUAACCGAAAUACAACUUAACACGAUGAGUAUACAAAAACUUGGCCUCAUUAAUAAUUCCGAUCAACAGACACCGUUUCUCGGAUCGAGUUCUAGUACUAAAGAUUUAGAUUUACGCGUACCGCCAAUGAUUCCUGUUUCAAAUAGUACUUCUAUUCCGACGAUGCUGCCAGGGCAAGACGUCGAUAUGCGCUUUCAACCGUCUAUCACUGCGAAAAUGAACGAAGAUUCAAAUAGUACACUGAAAAAAGAUCAGCCACCUAAAGAUACGAUCGACAUUGAUCAAUAUACUAAAGAUGCAUUAAAAUUCGCCCUAAAAGAUAAAGAGAAUAUUGACAUGUCGAAUGAUACAUAUGAAGUCGAAAAUCCGGUUACCUCAAACGAGACUAAAGACGUAGAUCAUAGAGUGCUUCCUUUUAGUGAUGACAAUUCGAAGUUAGUUAUACAUAAUGUUGAGGAAAAUCAUGUUCGCAGGGAAGGUGACACGGACAUUCGAUUCCUGCAACCAGAUCCCAUAUUUAAAAAUCCAGCAAAACGAAAUCGGCGUUCUACCACGGACGACGAUGAAGAUAACAACUUGCUGAUCGAUGAGAAGUGGUAUUCGAGCGAUGAAGAAAAGGGAACAAAAAAGAGAUCUCCAAGUGCGUCACCGCAAAAAGGUUUCAUGUCUCCGCCUAAUCCAGCUCCGCCUGUCAUUGAGCCUUUAUCUGUGUUAAGUAAACUAGGGGAUCUAUCGAAGAUUGAUAUCAGCGAGGAGGUUACGAAACUUUUAAAUACUAUGAAGAACAAUUUACCGACAACAGAAAACGUUACUAAUGUAGCCGAUUCGAUUUCCUCACGCGAUCCGCGGUCAAGACGUUCUCCCGACAAGGGCAUCGAGUCGCCCAAGUCGAUUCCCGCGAAGAAGCCAGCUAGGGUAUCCAUUUACGAAUGUCUCGACGGUGAGCCGACCGAUGGACGUCGAAGAAGUGACGUCGAUCUCAGGAAACCAGAUUUCAAACCCACCUUAAGCGAUACCGACUUACGACAAAGCGGUAGUCUCGAUAUCGACUUAAGAUUAGGCUUGCCAUUUAAAGCUAUACCCAACUAUACACCCGCGUCUGAAAUAAACGGUUCGAUAAACAACCACCCGCCUAUUCAAUAUAAACUAGUUCUUAUUCAUAUACCUCGACCCGAUUAUACAGAUAUCAAAAACAGUACAGCGAAAUCGCAGGCUUUAGUCGAUCCGCGGUUACGAAAAGUAUUCAGACUAUCUACAGAAGAAUCCGGUAGUGACACCGAGAAACCCGCCGUUGCGGCCCCCGUUAGCACCGGGCCGAGGGUCGACCCUCGAAGGAAGCCAAAGGAACCCAUAGAAAGUGUUAAUAUCGAACCGAAAACGAACGGUCUAGAGUUGCAAACGAUAUUGCAAAACUCAAACUGGUACAAAGAUUUGAGUACGACGCAAAAGAUAUUCGUUAACCAGCAUUUGGCGCCCGUGACGCAGCAGAUAAAACAGUUCCAUCAGGAUAGAACGCCUGGGAAGAAGUUCGAUCUAGCGUCUAUACAGAGCAAUAAUGUCCUCUGCAGUAUAUUCACCAAUUUGGGCGUCACGCUCGGGGAGAACGCCGAAUUUUCACAGCUGCCGAAGCCGAAGGAGGCCUUGUUGAAAACUCCUAUUAAUUUCAAUCAAAAUCCCAAUCCGUUCGCCGUUUCGAAUAGUAUGAACUCGCCAUCGGGUGGGAUGGAACCCAAUAUGAAUAUGAUGAACGUUCCACCCAUGGGUAUGGGCGGGAUGAAUAACAUGAACGUGGGACAUAUGCAUUAUAACCAGCCCUUAUCGGAUCCCAGGAACGGACCCACGCCGGGUCUCUUAGGUAUCGCUCCUAACAUUCCGCAUAACUUUAAUAACAAUAAAUUUGGGCCUCCCAAUAACUUUGGAAACAUGGGUUAUAACGGGCCGGGGAAUGACUUUAAUUUCAUGGAUGGAGAUCAGAACUUCCAGCGGUUUCCACACCGAGGCGGCCACAGGGGGCGCGGUAACGACAGGUGGAAUCGCGGUGGCUCCAACCGCGGGCAAAGGGAUCGAAAGAACUUCGACCGCGGUAAUUGGAAGAAGUGA
This is a messenger RNA of Leptosia nina, 3537 nucleotides long. NCBI's taxonomy places the organism in Eukaryota, Metazoa, Arthropoda, Insecta, Lepidoptera, Pieridae. The record is from the annotation of a GenBank genome assembly.